Haliotis rufescens (red abalone) is the source of this 3848-nucleotide messenger RNA. RefSeq lists its product as uncharacterized. Gene Ontology annotation, biological process: biological process involved in interspecies interaction between organisms. Bases 96 to 3590 code for a protein of 1164 amino acids. The record is from RefSeq and is a predicted model, not a curated record. Gene Ontology annotation, cellular component: external side of plasma membrane. The transcript is spliced from 25 exons. Gene Ontology annotation, molecular function: carbohydrate binding. NCBI's taxonomy places the organism in Eukaryota, Metazoa, Mollusca, Gastropoda, Lepetellida, Haliotidae.
AGCAAUGCAUUUUGCCAAACAGUCUCAGAUUCGACAGCAGCAGUGAGCCAUAUUGUACUGGUUGAUUUGUCUCUUACAUAUACUACUCAACAGCGAUGCUGUGGACUUUGCUCUUCGUCUCCAUCAUCGUGGAGGUACACAGCAUUGACGUUGGAGACUGCAUCUGUUAUCAACCAUCAAGAUCACCUAUUUGUGCCAGAGUCAUCGCUAAAGCUGAGGCAUACUUUACCAUUAAGUUACCGACGGGGAAUACGAUCGUAGGUGCAUCAUUGGCCAGUUUAGGAGACGCGUCGGCAUGUCCUCUACAAUGUCCUUCUGAUGUCGUGGUACGAGACAGCCCCACGUGCACCGCAAACAUCGUGUCUACCUACACCCAAACCAAGGUAAAGGCACAGUUUGGUGGAACAUGCAUUUACGGCCUUGAUCAUACCAUAUCCUUCAGGGAUGCCAAGGACUACUGCGUCAACAACGGGCUCAAACUUGUGCAACUGCAGGAUCCUGAUAAACAGAAGAAGGUCUUCGAGGCAACAAACUGGAUGCAGCACUGGAUGCACCUGGAGAAGACGUCCGGGACGUGGCGCUGGGGAGGAGCAGUAGGGGAGGCCAUGACAAACCCUCGAUGGGAACAGAUUCAGGACGCCACUAACUUUGACCGGGCAUUCACCAUGACAACGCUGAACCAGAACAAAUUCCUGUGGAAAGGGGGGGACAACAGUUCGUCAUAUCGCCCAGUGUGCGAGGGGGCGGCUACAGAGUGUGUUUCAGGAUCUCAGGGGUGUGCAGCAACCUUCACUGAAAGUGUGAAGAGUGGAAUUGUUGAUGGCAGGUGCUUUUAUGGGGUCAGUGCUGGCAAGAAAUACCCUGAAGCCCGAUCUUCCUGUGAAAACAAUGGACUGAAGCUGGCAUGGGUACAGACACAGGCUACACAGGACUCUGUGAAUCAGGCUACGGGGCUGAAGCAGUACUGGAUUGGCCUGGAGAAGAUAGGCGGAACGUGGACUUGGGUUGCUCCAGAUGCGAGCAACAACGUGGACGCCUCUAGUGAUGUUGGAGGACGUUGGCAGGGGAACAAUGAUGCCUCAAACGCUUAUGUGAAAGAUGCGAAUCUGAAGAAAACAAACGGAAACCCAACACGGGACUUUGUAUGCGAAGGGGCAACAUCAUUUGUAGUUACAUCAACUGGUACAGGCUCUCCCUCCGCCGGCUCCUGUCUCUGUGUGAACAAUGCUUCUGCCACGGCGUUUUCAACUUCAGGGGGUGCUGAAGUGGUCUCAGUGUCCACCUGUUUCACUGCGACCGGAAGCGUCCGAACUGGUGACCUGUUCGGCAGCUUGGCAACUCUUUCUUUCUACGAAGUGAACCGACCAGGUCUGAAUACGGUGUGGGUGCUAAGCACCCAUCUUGAUGCACGUGCCAACACUUCCUGCACAAAUGGAGGAGGACCAACGACGACUAUCAAAGCUCAAGGCUGCAGGGUGUAUUUCUCAGAAAGUGUCGUUGAGGCUGUGGUUGACGACAGGUGUAUCUAUGGCGUAAACAGCAAUGUUAAGCGGGCCGCUGCUCGAGCUCUGUGCGAAGACAAGGGAUUAAGACUGGCCUGGGUGGAAACACAGGCUACCCAGGAUAAAAUAUCAGCUGCAACAGGUUUCAGUCAGUAUUGGGUUGGCCUGGAACAGAUAAGCGGAGCGUGGACGUGGCUAUCAAUAGACGGCGACAGCAACACGGACGCCUCUAGCGACGUGGUGGGACGUUGGAAUGGGAACAACGACGAUCAGUACGCUUAUGUACAAGGGUCGAAACUCAAGAAAUCUAAUCCAAACCCCUCGAAGAAGGUCGUAUGUCAAGAAGUAGGGAGAACCAUUGAUGGUCCAACCAUUGGCACUUGCAUGUGUGUCACCGCAGCCCUAUCCCCUGCAUUCUCUUUCUGGGGUAUCCCAGUGACGGUGUUAAAAGGUGAAUGUUUUCCAAGCGCUGGGAGCGGUAGGACGGGCGACUUCUUCGGACAAACUGCCUCACUUGAGUUCUAUGAACUGGUGAGACCAGGUUCUGGCUCUGUUUGGGUGCUUAGCAGCAACCUGAGCCAGGUCUCAAGCCAGAGAUGCAACACUAACCUCUUGUGCACAGACGAAACCAUCGUUAGAAACAGCGACGAAUGUUCUACAAGUUUUGCCGGCUACGACUACAUGAAGUCAAAUACUCAGUUCGGUAGCACCUGUGUCUACGGUCUAAAUCACGUACUGUCCUACAGCCAAGCCAAGGCCUAUUGUGAGGUCAACGGCCUGAAACUGGUGCAACUGCAGGAUCCUCAGAAGCAGAAGAAGGUCUUUGAAGCCACAGGGUAUAGCCAGCACUGGAUGCACCUGGAGAAGACGUCCGGGACGUGGCGCUGGGGAGGAGCUGGAGGGGAGGCCAUGACGAACGCUCGAUGGGAACAGAGUCAGGAUGCCGAUAACUAUGACCGGGCAUUCACCAUGACAACGCUGAACCAGAACAAAUUCUUGUGGAAGGGUGGCGACGAAAGCUUGUCAUAUCGUCCUGUAUGUGAAGGGCGGGCUUCGGGAUGCUCCCCACGAGGAACCUGCAUGUGUGUGAACAGCCAAACGGCUCUUGCUCUUGUUCUUCCAGCUGCCCUGAAAGUGUUGAGCAAGUCUGAUUGUUACAUAGCCACAGGAGACGUUACCAACGGUACAACCUUUGGGAGGGACUUAUCCACGAUGUUCUUUGAACUGACGAACGCCAAUGGCAGUUCCGUAUGGGUACUGAGCAGUGACGUCGAUCAGAGCCCAUAUUCAAAUUGUGGCCGUUUUGAAAAGGGUGAUUGUCUCUGUACAACGGGCGUCGCGACAGGGGUUGCUGUUUACGGAAGCCAAGUCACAGUGUCGUCGUAUAUCGGGGGCACCUGUUACAGGGCUACGGGGGACGAGGUUGCCGGUGAUGAUUAUGGCUUCCCAGACGUACAGUUUGUUGCUUUGCAGGCCGAUACCAACAGGAUAUUGCUCAUGGAAAAGUCGGUCCUAGCGAAGGAAUCGGAUGUGUCCAAAUGUCCGUGUGUUGACCAGACAGUGUACAAAGGUAGUGCAUCUUGUACUCAAGUAUUCCAGCAAAGUCUGCCAUCGGCAAUGUCCCUGACAGCUAAGAUAGGUGGUCGAUGUCUCUAUGGCGUCGACAGUACGAUGAACUACGUGGAGGCCAAGACGUUCUGUGAAGUCAACAGUUUACGCCUUGUAAGGGUGGAAGAUGACACGUUUGCCAGCAAACUCGAGGACGGAAUAGGUUUUCAAACAUAUUGGGUCGGCUUGGAGAAGAUCGGUGGGACGUGGACCUGGGUGGCCCCAAGUAGCAGCGCCAACAAAAAUGCAGAGGCUGAUGUAGCAGGACGCUGGCAAAGACCCAACAUGGCCGCCAACUUUGACCGGGCGACGGUUCACGCCAGUGGUGGAACAAAGUUCAGGCUGAAAGGAACUAACGCAAACAGUAACAGAAGAGUGAUAUGUGAAGAAAUUGUACCAUGUUCAGGCGUACGUUCAGUGGCACAGUUCCUGGUUGCACUCCUGUGUGCUCUCAUCUCCCACCUCGUCUCGAAGAUGUGAAAUUUCCAGCCAUGACCAGCCUCUCCUUGGACGUCCUUCGUGUGACUUUAGCUGUCGUUUACAAUGAAGAUCUGCCAGUUUACUUUCUAUGUCCUCAUUCUCGAAAGGUUUGCAGAUCUGAUCUAUUGUUUAAAAUAUUGUUAAUAAUUCGUGGUCUCUAUUUCUAGUCCUUGUAAUCCUGCUCUCUCAAACAUCAAACUGUUGAGUUUAGAAUAUAUCAUGACACAUUUGAAUAAAGCAAUCUGUCAUACCUCAAAA